Molecule: messenger RNA, 1845 nt
Organism: Durusdinium trenchii
Lineage: Eukaryota; Dinophyceae; Suessiales; Symbiodiniaceae
Source: the annotation of a GenBank genome assembly
AUGAGCCUCGCUGAAAUUUAUGACCUGUACAAGGACAUGCAUUGCGACCAUGCUGAGUUGUCAUCCUGGAGCUCUUUUUCCAGGGCAUGGAAAGACUGGCAGCAAAUCAUUGCCAUUCGCCCUGCUCAAGUUCAUGCUCGCUGUGAUGACUGCGCCAAAUACGCAAAGUACCGGCAGCUGCAUUGCGACAAUGAAGCUGAUUUGAAGGCUGUGACGAACGCCUACAACAAGCACAUCAAGGAAGUCUUUGCCGACAGGCAUGUCAUGACUCUGUUGGAAAACAAAGUCGAGCAAAGCAUGAAGCAGGGAGAGCAAGAACUACCGCAUUUGGUUUUGGUGAUUGAUGGGAUGGACAAGAGCAAGUGGUUAUUACCAAAACUCGUUGAGAACACCAAGAGAAUGUCCAUGCUUUGGCGGCCAUCUUUGCAUCUUGUUGGCGUGAUGAUCCCUGGAGUUCUGGAAUUCAUGGCGAUUCUUGAGCCAGAUGUGAAGGGCGAUUCAGAUUGUCAACAGACAUUGAUCUGCAGAGCUAUUCAACUUGCAGAGGAGCAACUUUUGCGCAGCGGUCGGUCUUUGCCAGGAAGACUUGUCAUUCAGUUUGACAAUACGAGCAAAGAGGGUAGAAACAGUCAGAUGCUCCUUUGGUCAUCGAUGAUGAUCAAAAUGAAAAGGUUCACAGACAUCGCAUUUGGACUGAUGCGUGUAGGACACACGCACAACCGCUUGGAUCAGCGGUUCGGUGUGAUUUCCGCCCUUCUUCGUCGUGCGUCUUGCUUGGAAACGGCUGAGGACUAUCAAGCCUACAUCCUUGAGCAUUACAAGCCUGCUCGAGGUCUGCCAUUGAUCUGUGAGGUCAUCACGGCGUGCCAUUGUUGGCGGGAUCUCAUGGGCCCCUUGGAGACGGCCUUCACUGGAAUCACAGGAAGCAAGACUACUGCAGACGCAGCCCAUGUGAUGCGAGUGGUCCCCAGGAAGGAUGUUGCUCAUUGCGUGCCAGGGUGUGUUGCUGAAGAGGGCGAUGAUUUCGAUCCUGUUUUGUUGGCCAAGCGCUGGUUGUGUUCAAAGGUGUUGUCACAGCCACCGACUGUGCAGUUAGAAGGUAAAGCGAAGGUAGAUUUGUCUUUGCUUCGCACCAUGCCGGCCCCGCGCGCAUGGCUCACAGAUGAGUCGCUCAAGAAGUAUGCGAAGACAGCAGAGGAGGUGUUGCAAAAGCCUUGGCAGUUGCAUGCAGCUUUCUCUUACUUUCAGGAUUGGUUGCGCAGAAACGGAGAACAGAUACCUGGUAAGCUCCCUGACAUCGAAUGCAUCAUCAAUGGCAGGGACUUUUUGGAGCCUACCGGUCCUGAGGUGACUGCAACUUGGAAAGACUUUGCUCCAGAAGGAGCGCUGGCCAUUCGAGAAGUGCGUGCAAGACCCAAGACUUAUGGCCCGAAGAGACCGCCCAAGACCGAUGAUGCCGAUGAGGUGCCAGCACAGCCCCAGCAUGAGCCGGAGAUUGAGGAGACAGCGAAUGACCAGCCUCCAACCAAAAGGGCGAGAACUCAGCAGAAUGUUUUGAUCUUUGGCAACAUCCGCUUGACCCCCAAGAUGAAGGAUGGUAAACCUUUGGCCUGGCAAGUAACUUGCCCCAAGCAUCCGCAGUGCAACAGAGCAAGAAACGUCGCAGCUUGCACUUCCGAGGACCAAUGCUUUUGCAUGCUCAUGACCUGGGCCUUGCUAGCAGACGAGUGUGAAGACAAGCAGAGUCACAAAGAGAAAUGGGGUGAGGUUGAGACAAAGGCGACCAACGGAGAGUUGGAAUCGAGGGUUGAUUUGGAAGAGGCCUGCCGCCACUACGAAGGCUAG